Messenger RNA from Maniola jurtina (meadow brown), 1452 nucleotides. It is a transcript of the gene NijA, whose product is annotated as ninjurin-A. The transcript is spliced from 7 exons. NCBI's taxonomy places the organism in Eukaryota, Metazoa, Arthropoda, Insecta, Lepidoptera, Nymphalidae. The coding region runs from base 190 to 1170 and encodes 326 amino acids. The record is from RefSeq and is a predicted model, not a curated record. Gene Ontology annotation, cellular component: membrane. Gene Ontology annotation, biological process: tissue regeneration; cell adhesion.
UCAACUAUAAUGACUGUAGUAUGUUAGUAUUGCUGAAAUCGCGCCGCGGAGCGAUCGUGCGUCCUAAUUAACAUUUAUCUCAAAACUUUAAUAAUAACGUCUCGUGAUUUGCAACUGAAACUUUGAAAACAAAUAGACUGACAACUCCCGUACUUAUACUGCGCCUUUUUUUAUUGUUGUGUGAUAAAAAUGUCUGAAAAUCUAGUCAAUAACAAUGUGGGAUCGCCCAAAGAGCAACACAAGGUCCCGAAAGCUGUGGAUCUGAAUGACAUAGAGCUGGUGUUUGGCACUCCCGUCUCUCCAAAGAGAAGUCCUCAACCAGAUGUGCAUCUUAUCACCAAUGAGAAGAACCAUGGCAAAGAUACACACUCUCUCAACAACAACACCAAGCAUGUCGACAGCGACGCGGAGGCGACGCCCUCCUCGCAGCCCCUCCUGGAGCCAGACAAGGGACGGAACAAACCACCUCUCGCUGGUCCAGAAAUAGACGACCUGGACGAUGAGCACCACCCCGACCUCGCUCCCUACCCCGGCAUCGACGACGGCCUGCUGGAACCCAACGGCAAAACCCCGGGGCUCGAUGAAGGCGACGAGAAGCACGAGGACGGCGGCUCGCGCGGCACGGACCCUGCGCGCGAGGACGGCGCGGGCGGCGGAGGCACGGAAGACGGUAAAUGGCCCUGGUCGUCCACCGACGAAGCGGACGGAUACCCAGGCUACGAUGGAUUCAGCGGCCUCGGACCAAGAUUCGGAGUCGAUGACAGACCAGGCUCGCCCAUGAUACCUGGGUCGAUCCCAGACGUGAACACGUACCAACAGAAAAAAAACCUCGCACAGGGCAUGAUGGACCUGGCACUGCUCUCAGCUAACGCGAACCAGCUGCGCUACGUGCUGGAGUCGUCCAGCGCGCAUCCCUACUACUACCCCAGCCUUACUUUUAUCUCUCUUAGCAUCAUAUUCCAGAUAGCAGUGGGCAUAGGUCUUAUAAUGAACAGCCGAUACAACGUCAAAGACGAUAAGGAUAUCUGCAAAGCGGACAAGAUUAACAACAUGACUGUGCUAGGCGUGUUCCUCGUCACCAUCAUCAACGUGUUCAUAACCUCCUUCAGCGUGGCCACGCCUAACGCACCUGUAGCCCCCGGGGGACAGAUUAUACAGCAAGCGGGGUAGAGCCGUAUAGCGAACAUGACCGUGCUAGGCGUGUUCCUCGUCACCAUCAUCAACGUGUUCAUAACCUCCUUCAGCGUGGCCACGCCUAACGCACCUGUAGCCCCCGGGGGACAGAUUAUACAGCAAGCGGGGUAGAGCAGUAUAGCGAACAUGACCGUGCUAGGCGUGUUCCUCGUCACCAUCAUCAACGUGUUCAUCACCUCCUUCAGCGUGGCCACGCCUAACGCACCUGUAGCCCCCGGGGGACAGAUUAUACAGCAAGCGGGGUAGAGCAGUAUAGCG